Piliocolobus tephrosceles (Ugandan red Colobus) is the source of this 3307-nucleotide messenger RNA. RefSeq names its product melanoma cell adhesion molecule (gene MCAM). Gene Ontology annotation, molecular function: laminin receptor activity. Bases 33 to 1973 code for a protein of 646 amino acids. The transcript is spliced from 16 exons. The record is from RefSeq and is a predicted model, not a curated record. NCBI's taxonomy places the organism in Eukaryota, Metazoa, Chordata, Mammalia, Primates, Cercopithecidae. Gene Ontology annotation, cellular component: plasma membrane.
CUCACUUGGCUCUCGCCCUCCGGCGGGGAAGCAUGGGGCUUCCCAGGCUGGUCUGCGCCUUCUUGCUGGCCGCCUGCUGCUGCUGUCCUCGGGUCGCGGGUGUGCCCGGAGAGGCUGAGCAGCCUGCGCCUGAGCUGGUGGAGGUGGAAGUGGGCAGCACAGCCCUUCUGAAGUGCGGCCUCUCCCAGUCCCAAGGCAACCUCAGCCAUGUCGACUGGUUUUCUGUCCACAAGGAGAAGCGGAUACCCAUCUUCCGUGUGCGCCAGGGCCAGGGCCAGAGUGAACCUGGGGAGUACCAGCACCGGCUCAGCCUCCAGGACAGAGGGGCUACUCUGGCCCUGACUCAAGUCACCCCCCACGACGAGCGCAUCUUCUUGUGCCAGGGCAAGCGCCCUCGGUCCCAGGAGCACCGCAUCCAACUCCGCGUCUACAAAGCUCCAGAGGAGCCAAACAUCCAGGUCAACGCCCUGGGCAUCCCUGUGGACAGUAAGGAGCCUGAGGAGGUCGCUACCUGUGUAGGGAGGAACGGGUACCCCAUUCCUCAAGUCAUCUGGUACAAGAAUGGCCGGCCUCUGAAGGAGGAGAAGAACCGGGUCCACAUUCAGUCGUCCCAGACUGUGGAGUCGAGUGGUUUGUACACCUUGCAGAGUAUUCUGAAGGCACAGCUGGUUAAAGAAGACAAAGAUGCCCAGUUUUACUGUGAGCUCAACUACCGGCUGCCCAGCGGGAACCACAUGAAGGAGUCCAGGGAAGUCACCGUCCCUGUUUUCUACCCGACAGAAAAAGUGUGGUUGGAAGUGGAGCCCGUGGGAAUGCUGAAGGAAGGGGACCGCGUGGAAAUCAGGUGUUUGGCUGAUGGCAACCCUCCACCGCACUUCAGCAUCAGCAAGCAGAACCCCAGCACCAGGGAGGCAGAAGAAGAGACAACCAACGACAACGGGGUCCUGGUGCUGGAGCCCGCCCAGAAGGAACACAGUGGGCUCUAUGAAUGCCAGGGCCUGGACCUGGACACCAUGAUAUCGCUGCCAAGUGAACCACAGGAACUACUGGUGAACUAUGUGUCUGACGUCCGAGUGAGUCCCGCAGCCCCUGAGAGACAGGAAGGCAGCAGCCUCACCCUGACUUGUAAGGCAGAGAGUAGCCAGGACCUCGAGUUCCAGUGGCUGAGAGAAGAGACAGGCCAGGUGCUGGAAAGGGGGCCUGUGCUCCAGUUGCAUGACCUGAAACGGGAGGCAGGAGGCGGCUACCGCUGUGUGGCCUCUGUGCCCAGCAUACCCGGCCUGAACCGCACACAGCUGGUCAAUGUGGCCAUUUUUGGUCCCCCUUGGAUGGCAUUCAAGGAGAGGAAGGUGUGGGUGAAAGAGAAUAUGAUGUUGAAUCUGUCUUGUGAAGCAUCAGGGCACCCCCGGCCCACCAUCUCCUGGAACGUCAACGGCACGACAAGUGAACAAGACCAAGAUCCACAGCGAGUCCUGAGCACCCUGAAUGUCCUCGUGACCCCAGAGCUGUUGGAGACAGGUGUUGAAUGCACGGCCUCCAACGACCUGGGCAAAAACACCAGCGUCCUCUUCCUGGAGCUGGUCAAUUUAACUACCCUCACACCAGACUCCAACACAACCACUGGCCUCAGCACUUCCACUGCCAGUCCUCAUACCAGAGCCAACAGCACCUCCACAGAGAGAAAGCUGCCAGAGCCGGAGAGCCAGGGCGUGGUCAUCGUGGCUGUGAUUGUGUGCAUCCUGGUCCUGGCAGUGCUGGGUGCUGUCCUCUAUUUCCUCUAUAAGAAGGGCAAGCUGCCAUGCGGGCGCUCAGGCAAGCAGGAGAUCACGCUGCCCCCGUCUCGUAAGAGUGAAUUUGUAGUUGAAGUUAAGUCAGAUAAGCUCCCAGAAGAGAUGGGCCUCCUGCAGGGCAGCAGCGGUGACAAGAGGGCUCCAGGAGACCAGGGAGAGAAAUACAUCGAUCUGAGGCAUUAGCCCCGAAUCACUUCAGUUCCCUUCCCUGCCUGGACCAUUUCCAGCUCCCUGCUCACUCUUCUCUCAGCCAAAGCCUCCAAAGGGACUAGAGAGAAGCCUCCUGCUCCACUCGCCUGCACACCCCCUUUCAGAGGGCCACUGGGUUAGGACCAGAGCUGUCCUGAGAACCUCACUUGGCCCUAGAAGGCCCGCUUUUCAGGGACCAGUCCGUCACCGUCUCCACAUUGAGUGAAGCUCAUCCCAAGCAAGGAGCCCCAGCCUCCCGAGCGGGUAGGAGAGUUUCUUGCAGAACGUAUUUUUUCUUUACACACAUUACGGCUGUAAAUACCUGGCUCCUGCCAGCAGCUGAGCUGGGUAGCCUCGCUGAGCUGGUUUCCUGCCCCAAAGGAUGGCUUCCAUCAUCCAAGUGCACCACUGAAGUGAGGACGCACUGGAGCCAGGCGCCUGCUCAUGUUUAAGUGCGCUGUUCACACGGGCUCUGGAGAGCACCCCAGCAGCAUCCAGAAGCAGCUGCAGUGUUGCCGCCACCACCCUCCUGUCUGCCUCUUCCAAGUCUCCUGUGACAUUUUUUUCUUUGGGCAGAAGCCAGGAACUGGUGUCAUUCCUUAAAAGAUAUGUGCCACGGCCAGGCGCGGUGGCUCACGCCUGUAAUCCCAGCACUUUGGGAGGCCAAGGCAGGUGGAUCACAAGGUCAGGAGAUUGAGACCAUCCUGGCUAACACGGUGAAACCCCGUCUCUACUAAAAAUACAAAAAAAAAUUAGCCGGGCAUAGUGGUCGGCGCCUGUAGUCCCAGCUACUCGGGAGGCUGAGGCAGGAGAAUGGCGUGAACCCGGGAGGCAGAGCUUGCAGUGAGCUGAGAUCGUGUGAUUGCACCCCAGCCUGGGCAACAGAGCAAGACUCCGUCUCAAAAAAAAAAAAAGAUACGUGCCUGCAGUGAGGAGGCUGGGUUUUUGAGUUCAAAUGAAUUAGCCUCAACCGCCCGCCCGUGUUCGCUUGGCUCCCACGGCUGUCUUGAUGGAUCACGUGAGUGAAAGGCAAGGGAAGCGGACAAAGAUGAGGUCUACACUGCCUUUCACGGGGAUAAAAGCUAUGGUUAUAUUAGCACCAAACUUCUACAAACCAAGCUCAGGAGCCCCAACCUACAAGGGCCCAAAUGAGAGAAUGGUACUUAGGGAUGAGAAACAGGGGCCUGGCUACAGCUUUGGGUGUGUCUGUGUGUAUGCAUACAUAUGUGUGUAUAUAUGGUUUUGUCAGGUGUGUGAGUUUGCAAACUGUUUCCUUUAUAUAUGUAUAUAUAUAUAUAUAUGAAAAAUAAAGCUUAAUUGUCCCAGAA